Messenger RNA from Pezoporus occidentalis (night parrot), 1301 nucleotides. RefSeq names its product ephrin A4 (gene EFNA4). Gene Ontology annotation, molecular function: ephrin receptor binding. Gene Ontology annotation, biological process: axon guidance; ephrin receptor signaling pathway. The record is from RefSeq and is a predicted model, not a curated record. The transcript has 6 exons. Bases 170 to 787 code for a protein of 205 amino acids. Gene Ontology annotation, cellular component: plasma membrane. NCBI's taxonomy places the organism in Eukaryota, Metazoa, Chordata, Aves, Psittaciformes, Psittacidae.
CCGCCGGUGCCGCCCCCACAAGGGUUAAUGGCGCUCGGCGAAAGUUGCCGGGCGGCGGCGCGGCGCGGAUUGGCCCGAAGUUGUCGGGGCGGGCCGGGCUCAGCCGUGCCGGGCCUCCUCCGCCCCCCGCCCGGCCCCGGCCCCGCCGCCCCCCGCCGCCGGCGGAGCCAUGCGCCCCGCGCCGCUGCUCGGGCUCCUGCUCUGGGCGCCGCUGCUCUGGGCGCCGCCGGUGCGCAGCCCCCGCCACAGCGUCCACUGGAACGGCAGCAACCCCAGGUUCCUACGGGACGACUACAGCAUCCAGGUGGCCAUCAAUGACUACCUGGACAUCUACUGCCCGCACUACGAGGGGUCUGUGCCCGCCGGGCGGGCAGAGACCUUCACUCUCUUCAUGGUGGACCGGGAGGGCUACCGCGGCUGCUACGAGACCCCCGGUGCUUUCAAGCGCUGGGAGUGCAACAAGCCCCAGGCACCCUUUGGGCCCGUCCGCUUCUCCGAGAAGAUCCAGCGCUUUGCCCCCUUCCCACUCGGCUUCGAGUUCCAGCCGGGGGAGACCUACUACUACAUCUCCGUGCCCAGCCCCGAGAGCGCCGGGCGCUGCCUGAAGCUGCGCGUCUCCGUCUGCUGCAGAGGCACCACGCCGGAGCCGGUGACAGAGGUUCCCAAUUCGCAGCCCCGCGGGCGCGGGGGCCCGGAGGAUGCAGAGCCCGGCCGCAGCAUCGCAGCCCCGCUGCAGCCCCGCGCCCUGUGCCUGGCGCUGCCGCUCCUGGCCCUGCUCUGGAUCUGACCCAUGGCAGGGACGCGGGUCCUCUGCCCCACCGCCCACUGCCAGACUCCUCCUCCAUCGCCUCCCUUCUCCCCCCAAGCCCGUGGGGCAGCCCCAGGGUACGACUCACCCGCCGGACCUCCACAGAGCCGAGCCGGGGCCAGGAGCUCUGGGCUGGAAGGACCUCGCUUCCCACCGGCAUCGCCGCGCAUCGGCCCUGCCGGACCCCUGCCCCGGUGCCAGGCUCUGUGCGGCUCGGUGGCCGCCUGCUCUGCCCCAGGGCCAUCGACUCAUCUUGUGCCUUCUUCCCCCAUGGACCCUCCACCGCAGGGGGGCUGGGGACCCCCCAAGGCCCUGGAGCUGAGCAGCAGCUCCUCCGGGUGCUGGAUGGAGGCCCCUCUGCUGCCUUGUCCUCCGGCGAGGACACACCGAUCUGUCUUCUGGGAAGACGCCUUCCUCCAUGCCGUCACCGGCCCCUUCGGUUUGGUUUUAACCCCUGGUAGUGACUGAGCCGAGCAAUACAGUGUUUGCAAGA